Molecule: messenger RNA, 2068 nt
Organism: Larimichthys crocea (large yellow croaker)
Lineage: Eukaryota; Metazoa; Chordata; Actinopteri; Sciaenidae
Gene: mettl25
Product: methyltransferase like 25
Exons: 12
Coding region: 55-1815 (586 amino acids)
Source: RefSeq, a predicted model, not a curated record
CCGGGAGUUGACCCGACGUGUUUCGGUCACGUCCUCUCUGCAGAGCUCUCCGACAUGACGUCCUCCUCACGCAGCCUCACGGAAAUCCAGCGACGGAUAGAUGAAGUCAGACGGUUCCUGGCUACAACUCUGAGCAUCGCCAACGCUCACACCGUGGAGUUUUACACGCACGGCGUGUGGGAGCGGUUCACGGCCGUGCCGCCCGAGGAGGUGCUGUCAGCCGUGGGUUCAUGCGGUGACCGGCAGGGGGCGCCAGAACACAGAGCGAAAGAGAACUCCGGGACCACAUUCGGGUUUUGCAACGCCACAAACCGGCUGAUUGACAUCCAUGAACUUCUGCAUGCAGCCAAGGCUCACUCACUCCCUGGCCUUGGAGUGUGUAUGAGCAGGGAUGAGAUACUGCAGGCCCUCAGAGAGAACUCGGAAAACCCAGGCACUGAGCUGGAGCCAGAAGAGUUCAUGAACUGUAAGAAAUCUCAUGAGGUCCAGUCCAUGUCUGAAGUGGUGGCCUGUCUGGCCCGGCACUGUGGAGUCAAACAGGUCAUAGAUGUAGGAUCAGGGAAGGGCUACCUGAGCUCUUUCCUGUCUCUGCAGUACAGCCUUCAGGUCUAUGGCAUCGACUCCUCCAGCACCAACACUCACGGAGCUCAGGAAAGGAACAGGAAGCUUAAGAAGUUCUCCAAGGCGUACCAAAAGCACAGCAAGGCCGUGAAGGCACAAAAAGAGGCGCCACAUUCACCUCAGGAGGAGCUGGUAAAAAUAAAGCCGGGAAUAAACCAAGACGAAGAUGUUUCAUGCGGUGAUGCAGCGGGAGUUGUGUCACACGAGGAGGAGAAAGUGUUAAACAGCCUAUCAGGUAUCAGCCCUGUCGAGGAAAUGCAGUCAAACCCAGAGACGGAUGAGCUCUUCCUUAGUGCCCUGUCAGUGGAUGUGAUACAGGAUACACCCCCCAGAGUUCCCCCCGUCCAACUGAGUGCCGAGGAAAGGGAGAGGAGGAAGAGGGAGAACCUGGAGAGGAAAGCUCGGAACAGAACCGACAGCGCCAGCACCUUGUUUUCACCCCUCACGUCUUAUGUUACCGCGGAAACAGAGCUCCGAGAGCUCAUCGACGAGCUGGAGGAUGCGGUCAUGGUCGGCCUGCACACGUGUGGCGACUUGGCUCCCAGCACCCUGAGGAUGUUUGUGGCUAAAGCGGAGCUCGCCGCAGUCUGCAGCGUGGGCUGCUGCUAUCACCUGCUGUCUGAGGAGUUUGACCCUGCCGGACAGGAGCGUUUGGGCAGCAUGUGUGGUUUCCCUCUGAGUCAGUACCUCCGCAACCAGUCCUUGUUCUGCGGCAGAAACGCCAGGAUGUCUGCGUGUUUGGCACUGGAGAGAGUUUCACUGGGCCAAGGGAUUCAGAUGGAGUCUCUGUUUUACAGAGCGGUCCUUCACGUUAUUCUGAGGGAUCACUACAGCGCCUUUAAAAGUGAAAAACGAGUUGGGAACGUCUACUCAAAGGCUAAAUCAUUUGUGGACUACGUCCGUCGAGCCCUGCGCAGACUGGAACUGGAUGAGUUAAAGCUGUCUGAUGAUGACAUCCAGGAAUACCAUGACGCAUACAGGCCGCGAAUGGGCGAGAUGCACGCCUUCAACAUGUUGAAGGUGGCCCUGGCUCCUUGUAUCGAAGGUCUGCUACUGCUCGAUCGCCUCUGCUACCUGAAAGAACAGGAGGAUUUAUCAUUCUCUGCACUGGUGCAACUCUUUGAUCCCCUGCUGUCACCGAGAUGUUACGCUGUUGUUGGACUGAAGAGUUGUAAAGACAGAACUUCUAGCUGACAAACUUAUACAUAUGCAUAUGAUUAUAAUUCGCCGGUCAUGAUUAUGCAUGAUUAUAUCAGCAAUCAGGGGUGAUUGUAUUAUGUAUGUAUUCUCUCCUGCUUGUUUUAAUUAUAUGUAUGAUUUAAUCUAAAUUCAUGUAAUUUAUUCUUGCCGUCUCUGUAUCAUUUUUAGUAACAUCUAUCUUUUCUUUUAUACACUUUGCUGUUUUUGAUUAAAAAAAAUAAUAAAUCUCAAAUAUUUUUAACCUUGA